Molecule: messenger RNA, 3316 nt
Organism: Calypte anna (Anna's hummingbird)
Lineage: Eukaryota; Metazoa; Chordata; Aves; Apodiformes; Trochilidae
Gene: SEMA3F
Product: semaphorin 3F
Exons: 18
Coding region: 433-2730 (765 amino acids)
Biological process (GO): neural crest cell migration; semaphorin-plexin signaling pathway; negative regulation of axon extension involved in axon guidance
Molecular function (GO): semaphorin receptor binding; chemorepellent activity
Source: RefSeq, a predicted model, not a curated record
CCCAGAGUACAACUCCCCCUCCAGAAAUCCCCUCACCCAGCAGCCUGCCCUCAUCAGCACUUUCCUCUCCAAACUGAGAUAGAAAUACUUGCAGCUCAGGACAGUUGAUUAUUUAAAGCUGUCGGGAGUGUUUAAUUUAACCCUGGAUUCAUCACCCGCAGCUUGUUUCCAUCCUGGAGACACCCCUGCUCCCUCGACUCCCCCUCUCAGUGUAAACUCUGCCCCUGCUGAGCGCUUCACCCCAAGGCAGAUUCGGGCUGAGGUUUCCAGGCAGGGGACGUGACCCUGCCACGUGUUUCCCCCGAUGUCCCCGCUCCCACUGGCACAGCGAGGGAUGUCCCUGCACCAGGGGCUGCAGCUGGUGCUGACAUCUCUGUGCUGGAGCAUGGUGCUGUGAGGUCCAGCUGCCCCUUCCCACUACUGAGCUCCAGGAUGCAGGCAGGCCCUGGGCUGCCCCUCGCCACUCUCCUCCUCUGCCUCCUCCUGCAGCAUCUGGGCAGCAGCAAGGCAUGGAAGGAGCAUGCCCCACGCCUUCGCCUCACCUACAAAGAUCUGCUGAAAUCCAACAGCUCUCGCCUUUUGCUGGCCUCAGGGGAUGAGCUGAAUUUCCAAGCCCUCCUAGUGGAUGAGGACAGAGCCUGGCUGAUGGUAGGAGCGAAAAACCACAUCUUCCUGCUCCACCUGGACCACCCCAGCAGAGAGCCCGAGAAGAUUUUCUGGCCAGCCUCCAGGGAGCAGGUGGAGCACUGCCAGCUGGCGGGGAAGAACGUGGAGACCGAGUGUGCCAACUUCAUCCGCCUCCUCCAGCCCUUCAACAGGAGCCAUGUGUUUGCCUGUGGGACCGGUUCCUACCAACCAGUCUGUGCCUUCAUCCAGUUGGGAGCCAGGGGGAAGCAGGGUCCCGGGGCUCCCACCAUGCAUCUGGUGACCCACUCCUUGGAAUCGGGGCGAGGACGGUGCCCAUACAGCCCCCACGAACCCUUCACAGGACUCCUCAUUGACAAGGAGCUCUAUUCAGGCACCUCCAGUGACUUCAUGGGCAGCAGCGCUGCCUUCUUCCGCACCUGGGUCCACGGGGCUGAGCAGAGCUACAUCCGGACAGAGCAGAACCAGGACCACUGGCUACAUGAGCCUGCAUUUGUUGGUGCCUAUGCCAUCCCUGAUACCUACAACCCACACGAUGACAAGGUCUACAUCUUCUUCCGUGAGACAGCCAUGGAAGCUGGACAGUGGGAGAGGCGGCACAUCCAUGCCAGGGUGGCACGGGUCUGCAAGAAUGACAUCGGAGGGAAGCGGAGCCUCAUCAACCGCUGGAGCACGUUCCUCAAGGCCCGCCUAGUGUGCUCCAUCCCCGGGCCCCAGGGCACUGAGACCCAUUUUGAUCAGCUCGAGGAUGUUUUCGUCCUGCGCACCCGGGACCCUCAGAACCCCCUCGUCUUUGGUCUCUUCACGGUCUCUAGUGGUGUCUUCAGUGGCUCUGCCGUCUGCAUCUACUCCAUGGCUGCUGUGAGAGCGGCCUUCAGCGGCCCCUUUGCUCACAAGGAGGGCUUUGACUACCGCUGGGUAGAAUACAAGGGCCGUGUCCCCUAUCCUCGUCCCGGCACGUGCCCCAGCGAGACGUACGACCCCUUGCUGAGGUCCACCAAGGACUUCCCCGACGAGGUGAUCAGCUUCAUGCGCAGCCAUCAGCUGAUGUGGGAGCCCGUGUACCCGCAGGGCCGCCAGCCCGUCCUGGUCAGGGUCAAUGUCCCUUAUCGGCUGCAGCGGCUGCUGGUGCACAGGCUGGAGAUGGAGAGCCGGCACUACGACGUGCUCUUCCUCGGCACAGAUGAGGGUAAAGUCCUGAAGGUGGGGCUGGCCGGUGGGGCGAGCCGCAGCACGGAAGUGAUCAGCCUGGAGGAGAUCAGUGUCACCAAGGUGCCUUCUCCCAUUCUGGACAUGAAGUUAUCACCAAAGCGGCAGGAGUUGUUUGUGAGCAGCACGCAUGGACUGCUCCAGCUCUCCCUGUACCGCUGUGAGCUCUACGGCAAAACCUGCACCGACUGCUGCCUGGCCAGGGACCCGUACUGCACCUGGGACAGCAGGACCUGUGCCCCUCAGCUGCUCACUGAGAAGAGACGUGCCCGCUGUCAGGAUGUGCUGAACUCUGAUCCACUCAGCCAGUGCCAGGACACCACAGAGGGGAUCGCUGCCAUGGAGAAGCUCGUUUUUGGGGUGGAGAAGAAUUCAACUUUCCUUGAGUGCCUGGCACGCUCCCCCCAGACAACUGUCCGGUGGCUGGUGCAGCGCGGGGAGGAGAUGGGUCUGAGUGAGAUCAGGAACAAUGGCCACUUCUCAGUGCUGGAGCAAGGACUGCUGAUCCGCCAGCUGUCAAGGGAGGACGUGGGCACCUAUGAGUGCCAGGCGGUGGAGCGCUCCUUCUCCCGGCCCCUCACCCGGUACAGCCUCAGAGUCAUCAGGCAUGAAGCCACAGAGGUGCCAUCUUACAAAUGGAGCAAAGGGGCUGAGCUGGGAGGGACCCACCAGAGCCCCCGGCCCCGAAUUGACCUGCACCCGGGAUACAAGGGCUUCCCACGGGCCCUGGGGGCACCGGGCACCAGCCUGGAUGCCUACUGCAAUGCCCUGCGGCACCAGGAAAGGCAGCGGCAGAAAACCUGGCACCAGAAGUGGCAGCACCCAUCCCCAGACAGCAAGAACGGCCGUGUGCGGAGGCACCCCCAGCCCCUGUGAGGGGGCAGAGGGAGCCAGGGCCACCCGCAACUCCAUUCCCACUCUCUCCAGGGCCCUUGUCACACCAGGCAUCAGCUCCAAGGCACCUCUCAUCUUCAGAAGCUCCUUGCUGUUACUACCUCAAACCCUGUCAGCUCCUGCUGCCUCUCGGUGUGCCCUGUGGGGCACCCUGAGGCCGGAGCAUGCCACCCACUCUCUGAGACUCAAGAGCUAUUCACACCCCGCAGAAUAUUUAUUCUCCUUGUUUUCCCCUGGCCCUUAAUGACCACCGUUAUCAGCAGCAAUAAUAAGCAGAGAAGGGAACCACCACCUAUGGUAAAUGGUUCCUAACACCCAGCAGCCCCAGCCCUGCCAUGGACACCCCUGCAUCCAGGCUCCCUCCCCUCUGAGGUGGCAGCCCCAGCAGCGUGGUGACUCAGUGGGGUGCUCACCCCCAGAGAGCCCAAAUACCACUGAAGGCACUGAGGCUACAGCUACCAGGCACCUUUGAUUUGCAGAGAUGCCCAGCCCUGCUCUAAUCCACUUCAAAUCACAGUGCUUUUAAAAAUUUUGAUGUUUUUUUUUAACCAAAAAAAAAAAAAAGAAA